GUCUGAGUGUGAAACAGCAAGGCGAUGGAGGUGGAGCAGAAAGACAUUUCCGAGGAUGCCCCGCCCAAGGGUAACUCGCACGCGCCCAAACGCGGUAGGGGGCGGCCCCGUGGCGCGGUAGCAAAAAAGCCCACGAUUGUCAUGGUGCCAUACAAGCGUGCCAGGGUUUCGAAAACGGUUGACCUGUUUUCCCCCGACACGGUUCUAAUGACCAAAGUUAGGAAACGCGGCCGUCCUAAGAAGAACAAAGUCCGAGGAAGGCCGAGAAAGACCCCUUUGACGCCCGAGCAGGAGGCGGAGAGGAGUCUAAAGAGGGGCCAGGUGAGGAGGCGUAAGCUGUCAAAGCCCCUUGGGAGACCCCGUAUCCAUCCGCGGGUAGAUCCGUCAGACGUCCCCAAAGAACGGAGAGGAAGAGGGCGGCCUCGGAAAUACCCGCCCAAUCCGGACGUUCCUUUACAAAAGAGCUUGACUAGCGGCGGAAAGAAGGGACACCCUCCGAAGGUGGUCGACGGAGUUCCUCGAAAACGCGGGAGGCCCCUGGGAUCAGUGAAAAAGAAGAGGGGCCGUCAGCCGGGUUCAGCGGCCGUCACUCAAGCCAUUGACAACACCCCUCGAAAAAGGGGCCGACCCCUAGGGUCAGGGGGCCCAACAAAGGUCACAGUCCCCACGACGACAGACGGCGAACCAAGAAAAAGAGGACGUCCACGAGGCUCUGGGGCUGCACCGAAGCAAGCGCCCGUAGAUGGAGUACCUCGGAAAAGGGGGAGACCCCCGGGCUCUGGUGCCUCAACAAAGGUUCCCCCCCAGACACAAAACGGCGUGCCCAGAAAGAGGGGACGGCCUCCGGGCUCAGGUAAAGCCAAGGUGGCUGUGAAGGAGCCAUCUUCAGACAAUGAUCCUGGCAGCGCCCCCACUUCCAACGCCGAACCCCGUAAGCGGGGCCGGCCCCUCGGUUCUACCAAAGCCAAAAAGGCUGCGAUGAAAUUAGCUGCCUCUGCCAUCACAGUGACAGAACAGACGGAGUCCGGUGACUUGCCCCCAGCCAAACGGCCCAAAGUCUCAGAGACACAGUGGACGGCGCCAGUCGAAUCCCUAAGUGACAACGAGGCGGAUGACGGAGACAGAGAAAGUGCCAACCAUCAGCAGGCCGUGAGUCGCGGUUCCGCGGCUGUUGGAGAAGAACAGACGGGAGCCAAGGGACAAGGAGAAGCAGCCAGCACCAACAGCCAGGAGGAGGAUGCCCGGAUGAACGCGGCGGAGGAGGAGGAAGAGGUCCCGGUCAUCAAACAGGGCGGAAGCAGCAAAAAGAGUGCCUCUUCAAGAGCAUCAUCAGGAAAGACCAAGUCCAGGCAGUAAGACAGAGCGGGAAUGUUUUUGCUCCGGGACGGGCCGUGGUCCGUCGUUAGGGGCGUGUUAAGGGGGACAGUGCCAUUUUUGGAAUGUGUUUUUAACAGAAUUGCUCAACUUUCAUAUUAUUUUUUUAUUCCCGUGUAAGAUUUUAAGAAAGGGUAUG
Molecule: messenger RNA, 1513 nt
Organism: Chanos chanos (milkfish)
Lineage: Eukaryota; Metazoa; Chordata; Actinopteri; Gonorynchiformes; Chanidae
Product: chromosomal protein D1
Exons: 1
Coding region: 25-1356 (443 amino acids)
Molecular function (GO): DNA binding
Source: RefSeq, a predicted model, not a curated record